Theileria parva strain Muguga is the source of this 3058-nucleotide messenger RNA. RefSeq lists its product as uncharacterized. Lineage: Eukaryota; Apicomplexa; Aconoidasida; Piroplasmida; Theileriidae. The record is from RefSeq and is a predicted model, not a curated record. The transcript has 2 exons. The coding region runs from base 294 to 2945 and encodes 883 amino acids.
AAAUCGAGUAUUUUUCAUUUUUUGUAAAAACUUUUUUUAAAUUGACAAAUAUAUCAUUCUAACCUUUUUGAAUACUUUAUCAAUCAAAUUUUUGUGAAUUUGACUCAUUUGAAGCAUAUAACAUUUUUUGAAAUUAAAAAUAUGAAUUUUGUGGUUAAUUUGACAUUAUUAUUUGAAAUUAAUAAUAUUUUUACAGUUCGAUACAAUUUCUUAACAAAAUUUUGACCUUUAAUUAAUUUUUUGGUUUGUACCAAGACUUUCAGUAUCAGUAUUUGAUAUGGUAGAUUCGACACAUGAGUAUUGAUAUGCAGAUAAAUCGCACUAGUUCGCGUAACACAGUUUUGGGUAUAAACUCGGUGAUUCUGGAAGAGGACCCUUCAGAUUCUCUCCAGACCGACGAAUUACCGAGGGACUCGAGUGGCUCGUCAAAAUAUGGCACUGAGGUUGCGUUUGAGAAGGGGAAGAAGUACGAAGGCAACAUUACUGGAGUAAAGUACGAGAAUGGGAUGCCAAACGUCCAGUGUGUGGCGAUAAUUGAGGACGUUGAGAAGAUGUUCGAUAUGGACGACUCUCAAAUCCUGACCCGGAGCUUAGAGAACACAACUUCGAUCGAAUCUUCAAAUGCACCUUCGUUCAGCAGCUUCUUCAACUCCGUCAUUCCCAUCAACGGUGGAAAGAACAGGUUUGACUUGGCUGACUCCAACAUGUCCUGUGAUGGGCCCAAUUUCUCCAACAUUAACAACGUUUCCUCUACCCUCGAGGCAGUAUCAAACACCCUUACGGCCAAAGGCGACCUCGAUAAGCCGCUCUUUCUGAGUCUUAACGAGUUAAGCGCAGACGCGUCCCCUCUUAACAAGUUUGAAAGGGCUCCAAACAAAGAAAAUACCCUAAGCUCCGCAUUGCUUUUGGCAGAUACUUCCACCAAGCUGACCCAAGAAUUCAGCAAGAAGAAGGCGCCUCCCUCGUACGAACGUGUUAAAGCACCUCAUCUAUUCAGACUCUGCCCAAUGCCCUCUUGCUAUGUCAUAAGCAAGGACGACUACUUCAACUGGCGUAGACUUUCAACACUCCAGACCUCCUCCGACACCCGCACAUCAAGGCUCAACAGACACAACACCAGUUCACAUCUAAACUACGACACCACAUGUGUGUCAAGUUCAGUUGUAAACACACCGAACUCAAAUGUCGCCAGUUCUAAGUAUCAAAUUGACCACCAACUUAUGUACAAUUCCAGUUUUGUCCCCAGUUCUAAUAAUAAUAUGGCACAGAAUACCAAUGUGAUGUAUAAUAACGUAAACGCAACUAGUGUUGUUUCAGGAGCUACAGGCUAUGCAAAUUCUAUUAACAGUCCAAAUAUUAACUCUGGUAACACCGUCAACACGAGUAAUAUGGUUAACAGUAGUUUUCAACUUGACAAAAGUUUUGAGAAGAAUUUGAAAUUAGGAUCAAAGGAAAAGAAGAUGACGACUUUGAGAAAUGGCUCAAUGAGUAUGAGGAAUGACUCAGUUAGUAUGAGAAACGAGUCCAUGAGUGUGAAGAACAGAGCAAUAAAUAGUAUAGGGACAGGAACCCAGCUGUUAAGAGGGAACAGUAUGGUAUCUGUGGUGAACAAGGGUUCCUCAAGCAUGCUAAUUCUAAAGAUCCAGAGUUACAUUAAGAACUACAUGGAUAUUAACCCAGAUUUUGGAUGGCGCAGACUUAUUGACGAUAAGAACCUGCCCUUCAGCAACUUUUCAAACAAUUCUUACAUGUUCUACAUUGAGUCUAAGAAGAGUACGCACAUCAUUAGCCUGGGUAACCUCGCAAUAAACAUCGCAUGCAGAGCCUUUAUCCUGGCCGUAACUCACGGGUACCUGGACCUCAGCCUUGUUCCGAAUUAUCUACUCAGAUACCUUCCCAGUCAAACCAUCAAACGACCCGAUUAUUUAUCAAACUCAUCAGGUUCUAACACUAGCCUUGACAAAUUGGAUGACAAACAGAAUAAACCAACCGAAAGUGGGAAAGUUGAUAAAACUAAUGAGAAGAGUAAGCUGGAUAAAGGCAAUGAAAAGGGCAAAUUGGAUGAUAAAGGAGUUGAAAAGAGUAAGGUGGAUACUAUCAGAAAAUUACCUAAGCACUACUAUUAUAAGGGUGGUGUGGAUUAUACUGACGAGGAGUGUGGACGUGAGACGAUGUACCUGAAGAGCAAUUUUCUGGGGAUUUAUGCAAUUUCAUCACUAGUCCGAAACCUACGAAGUGAGAAGUACAAGAAUAGAUACCAGAUGAAUAAAAAAGACCCGGCACACUCAGUAAAUGUGUUUCCUAUUUCCUCCUCACACAGUACUUCUGAUACCGGUAAUAGUUUUAACACCCUUAACGUUGGUAAGAAAGGCAGUGGUGUAACACCUGAUAACUGUCGUAAUAGUGCAAAUAAUAGUAACAGUCUUAAUAACAGUACGGAUGAAAGGUUACUGAAUAGCUUCAUACCGAAUACGUAUUAUAACAGUAAGAAUAGAGGCAGAGGGUUUUAUAAGUAUGUUCCAAUACCAGAGUAUGGUUGGAGGCUUGUAUCUAAGGCUCCUCACGAUGUUAGGGAAGACGGCCGGCCUGACGGGUUAUCGAAGUUCUUCUCCCGUUUUUUUAAAAGGAAACCGAGUUUCGAAUCACUUUAUCCUAACACUCUCCUCUGCAAGGUUAACCCUCCCCUAACCUCUGAGAUUAACACUAAGAUAAUGGUUGACGCUGGAUCUCUGGGAAUGAACCUCGCUGAACAGCUCUAUAGGCUUGAAAUCAGUACACAAAACAGAGAAAAAUUUCCAAAAAACACCUUCGGAUUUUCUACUCACAAUGAUAAGGUUACUUGCCCAGAUGGGACUGUGUUUGAGUUUGUUCCAGAAGAGGUUAUCCUGAACACAGCAUCUCUUAUCCACGAGAUUUACAUCACUCAAACCUAUUUGAUACUUUAACCUUUCCCGCUCAAGAUUAACAUUAUACUAGCACGAUAAAUUUAAUAAUGGAGGUUAACUCCCUUUUAACUCACCGGAACUAUUUUUAAUCUGUUAAAUGUCAUAAAAAUGCA